Paramecium octaurelia is the source of this 655-nucleotide messenger RNA. The record is from the annotation of a GenBank genome assembly. Lineage: Eukaryota; Ciliophora; Oligohymenophorea; Peniculida; Parameciidae.
UAGAAAUAAAACAAAAUAUAAUGAACGAUUGGACAGCAACCAAAAAUGAUUAUAUUAAUGAAAGAAAUUAAAGUGAGAGAUUAAAAGCUAUAAAUGAACAGUAAAAUGAAGAAUUAAAGAAAUUAAAAGAUUAAAUUGAUUAAAUUAGACAGUAGAUUGAGGUGUAACUAGUGCAAAGGGGAAAAUAAUAAGAAGUAAUUUGAAAUUAAAUUAUGAUUAGACAAUAGAUAAUCUUUAAUACGCAAGAUAAGUAUAAAUAAGAUAAGGCUAAGAAAGAUUGGAAGAAUUGAACAGAUAAUUAGAAAGAGCAUAAGCUGAAUAAAAUAGGCUUUAACAUGAAUAAAAUGUUGUUUAAGUACCUGAAGUAGCUGAAUUGGAGAUCUAAUCUAAGGUAUCCUUUUAUUUCUAAUAUGAUUAGAAAAGUGAGGAAAAAGAUGGAAAAAUUAAAGUUGAAAUUGAAUUAAAGGAAAACUCGACUCAAAUUGAAGUUCAAGAGUAAUUAUUGGCAGAUAAAAAGUCUGUAUCAUUGAAGGGUUAUGCAAUUCUUGAUUCAACUUUAUAUUAUUUUAACAAAGUUAUAGAAUUAUGGAAAGAAGUUUAAGAGAGGGAAUCUAUCCAAUUAAAUGGACAUGUAUUGACAAUUAUAUAUAAAUGA